This is a messenger RNA of Lactuca saligna, 1200 nucleotides long. The record is from the annotation of a GenBank genome assembly. Lineage: Eukaryota; Viridiplantae; Streptophyta; Magnoliopsida; Asterales; Asteraceae.
AUGGUCAUUACAACGGGAUUUAACCUGUUUAUUGCAUUCUUCUUCUUGUUGAGAUCCAUAAAUUUGCUGAGGAAAAAAGGUGGUGUUUGGUCUUGGAUAAAGAACAUGGCUAGUCUUUCAGAUAUUGCUGUAUCUGCUGCUAUCAACUGUUUGUCUGCAGUACUAUUUCUGGUUGCAUUUGCAAUUUUACGGCUUCAACCCAUCAAUGAUAGGGUUUACUUCCCAAAAUGGUAUCUCAAGGGCAUAAGAGAUAGUCCAACUAGUUCAGGAACUUAUGUAAAGAAGUUUGUUAAUCUAGAUGUCAAAAUGUACCUAAAAUUCUUGAAUUGGAUGCCUGCCGCCUUAAGAAUGCCAGAACCUGAGCUUAUUGAACAUGCUGGACUUGAUUCUGCUGUGUAUGUUCGAAUAUACCUUCUCGGCUUGAAAAUAUUUUGCCCCAUCACUCUUCUUGCAUUUGGUGUUUUGGUACCUGUUAAUUAUACGGGUGAGAAUUUUGAGGAAAUGAGAGUAAAUAGGCAAGAUCUAACUUACAAUGAUAUUGACAAGCUCUCGAUAUCCAAUGUUGCUCCUGGAUCGAGAAGGUUAUAUGCCCAUAUAGUAAUGGCUUAUGUCUUCACAUUAUGGACAUGCUACGCCCUUUACAAUGAGUACAGGAUUGUAACAAAAAUGAGGCUUCAUUUUCUUGCUGCUGAAAGACGUCGCCCGGAUCAAUUUACAGUUCUUGUGAGAAAUGUUCCUCCAGACGAUGAUGAGUCUAUUAGUGAGCAUGUUGAACAUUUCUUCUGUGUUAAUCACCCUGAUCAUUAUCUUUCACAUCAGGUAGUGUACAAUGCAAAUGCUCUUGCAGAUAUGGUGAUAAUGAAGAAGACUUUGCAAAAUUGGCUUACUUACUACACCAACAAGUUUGAGAGAAACCCUAAUAAAAGGCCAACUACCAAGACAGGUUUUUUGGGUCUUUGGGGAAAACAUGUGGAUGCGAUUGAUUUUUAUACACAACAAAUCGAGGCUCUAAGCAAAGAAUUACAUCUACACAUGUACACCUGUUGUCGGCUUCAUUCUCCCAAAAAGCUUUCCACCACCGCUUAUUGUUGUCGUCGAAUACCGAUUACCAUCAAACACGUUGGAGAAAAGCAGAUGACGUCGAAUCUUCCUUCUCUGAUCAUUACCAGCGACUUUACCACUGCUACUGGUGGUCAAUGA